This is a messenger RNA of Ctenopharyngodon idella (grass carp), 1451 nucleotides long. RefSeq lists its product as uncharacterized. The transcript is spliced from 5 exons. The coding region runs from base 494 to 1198 and encodes 234 amino acids. The record is from RefSeq and is a predicted model, not a curated record. NCBI's taxonomy places the organism in Eukaryota, Metazoa, Chordata, Actinopteri, Cypriniformes, Xenocyprididae. Gene Ontology annotation, biological process: response to bacterium.
AUACACUUAUAUUUGAACAAAAAAGCACAGCUGAUGUCAUUGACUAAUGUACACUGAGAAGAAAUGUGUCUUCUCUUAUCUAGUAUGUACAUACAUUAUCAACAUUAAGAUAACAUUAUGAUAACAUUAACCGUGCCUUAAUAGGAAUCAGAGGUGUAUCUUUGGGGGAAAAUAGGGGGGCUGUUGGUUAACCAAUGAAAGGCAACUCUGACAUCUGACAACGUCCACCAAUGAGCUCAAACAACAUUUUCUUUUUGGUGGCCUGUCUCUUAUUCUUCAAAACGAGCCAAUGCAGAGAAAAUAUGCAUGCUGUCAGUGUAAUCAUCCUUGCUUUUUGUGGUAGGUAAACAUAAACUUCUUCUGAAAUAUAUUGUUAAUACAUGGACUUUCAUUUUAUGACUUUUUUUCUUUUUUUAUUUCAGGUUGCUUUACAGCCCAUGUUAUUAACCAGCCAAAACUGGUGCAACAAGCCAAAAUUGGAGACAGUGUAACAAUGGAAUGUUAUUUCCUCAAAAAAGAUUUUAACCUCAUUGUGUGGUACAAGCAGCUAUUAGGAAAGAAACCACAGCCUAUAGCAAAGUCUUACUAUAUGAACGAUGUUCAUUUUCUAAAAGGAUUUGAUGAUGGACACCUCAGUGUGACAGUCGGAAAUGGAACAUUUCAUCUAAACAUUUUCCGGAUGACACAAGAGGAUGUAGCGACUUAUUAUUGUGGCGUGAUUAAGUUCACUGCGCUGUAUUUCGGUCCUGGAACAUUUCUGAUGAUAACAGAAAAACGUUCAAAUACGAGAAGAAUUCUACAGCAACCUGAUUUAAAACCUGUUCGUCUUGGUGAUAACAUCACUCUGCAGUGUACAGUUCAAUUCAUGGAGGACUGUGCACAACACAAUGUCUACUGGCUCAAGAUAAGCUCAGGAGAAUCCCUGUCUAGAAUUAUAGAUGCUAAUUUUAUAAUGGCUGCUGCACAGACAUGUGCCUACAACUUCACAAUGAAGAUCCGCACACUCUCUGAUACUGGUAUUUACUACUGUGCCAUGGAUAUAGAUGGAGAAAUAAUCACUGGACAAGGAACUAAACUGACUAUCACUGGCACAGACCAGAACAUUAUGAAUCCAGGAACUUUCAUUUUGGUGUCUUCAAACAUAAUUUCUGCGGUAAUAAUUAUGAUAGCCUUGGUCAAAUGGCAUUUUAUAGGCUGACUGAAUUAAAACAUCAUCCUCUACCCAAAUUUUGCUUGGAUGUUCACUAAAUAAGGAGAAUGUGCCCUGUACGAUACAAACUACCAGAGGUUCAACCUGCUCUGAUUCUGAAAUACUCUUGCUAUUUGUGUUAUUAUAUUGUUUCAAAUAGUCAAACAUGUUUAAUCCUUUAGGUUUAAUUCGUUUUUUUAAAUGUGUUUGUGUCAUGAAGACUAUCUAUCCAAUCACCAUUCUGAUAUGAAUAAAUAACAGA